Molecule: messenger RNA, 1002 nt
Organism: Helobdella robusta
Lineage: Eukaryota; Metazoa; Annelida; Clitellata; Rhynchobdellida; Glossiphoniidae
Exons: 6
Coding region: 30-701 (223 amino acids)
Biological process (GO): G protein-coupled receptor signaling pathway; cell surface receptor signaling pathway
Cellular component (GO): membrane
Molecular function (GO): G protein-coupled receptor activity
Source: RefSeq, a predicted model, not a curated record
UCAGAUAUUAUUUCGUGCUGGUGUCGCUGAUGUGGAAUGGAGUGGAGGCGCACAACAUGUAUCGCAUGUUGGUGGUGGUCUACAACAGUCACGUCAGUCACUUCAUUCUCACCUCAGCUAUCAUUGCUUGGGGUGUCCCUUUCGUACUUCUCUCAACCAUCUUGGUCGUAGACAGAACAGCUUUCUAUGGCUAUUACCAAGAUUGCAAAUUCAGAUGCGGUUUGAAGGACAACACACUUUAUUAUGCCUGGCUGUCCCCGAUGUUAGUCAUAAUCAUCCACAAUAUUGUCAUUUUCACCAUGGUCAUGAGAGUCUUGUUCACCAAUUCACCUAAACUAAACAAAAAUGAUCAGGAGAGAAAAAGUUACAGAUCUCGGUUGGUUGGAGCUCUCACGUUGUUGGUCCUGCUGGGUGUUCCAUGGAUUUUGAGUGCAUUUGGAGCUAUCAAGAAUGAAAGUGGUGAUUCGGUUGAGAUUUUCAAAGGAAUUAUUGCGAUAAUCCUGGUGACAUUCAUCAGCUUGCAAGGACUGUUCAUAUUUUUGUUCCACUGUGCAUGCAACAGAUCUGUCCGUAACGAGUGGAGUAGUUCCAUCAGUUGGAAGGAUUCAAUAUUUAAAAAUACAAAUUUCACCACGGCAACCAGCUCAAAUACUAAAAACAGGUUCAUAUUAUCCGUAAUUUGCCUAAUCCAGAUAAGCUAAACGUCCUAUAGGAAUUGAGUCUUGCAAUUUCGACAUAUUUGAUAUAUUGAAAUUUGAGCAGCCAUUUAAAAUUUACACAAAAGUCUAUGCAACCUAACUUUCCAACAUGUACACAAUAAAUUAUGCCACAAAUUCUUCCGGAUUAUGAAACGUAAAUCUCUUGUUUUCCAGUUCAUAUUUCUACAUAAUAUUUUAAUUAAAUAUAGCUCGAUUAAUGGUUCAACACUCUGUCUGAAACUUGAAAUGCAUUUUGUAUAGAUGUCAUAAAUGUUUUAAAUUAAGGACGUGAAUAAAUAACAUU